AUGACAGAGGGAAAUAGUGCGGACAUUAAAAGUCCUCCCUCGCUCAGCGAGAAGCCUGAAAACGUCGAAAUGAACAGUGAAAGUACUGAAUACUAUGAGAAAACAUACGUAGAUAAGUCAACAUACGAAUACAGCGACCACGCAUCUAAGUUUAAAAGAUUUGUGAACUCUUUCAAGAGGUCUGAAGCUAGUGGCAAGGAUGUCGAGCAUACGCGUGACGAAUAUAAGCAUGAACAGUUGAAACAGACAAUCAAACCAAGACACGUUGUUAUGAUCUCUUUGGGUACUGGUAUUGGUACUGGUUUGUUGGUUGGUGCUGGUAAAUCGUUGACGCAAGGUGGUCCAGCGGGUUUGCUAAUGGGAUAUGCAAUCAUGGGAGCUUGCGUUUACUGUGUGAUCCAGGCCGCUGGUGAGAUGGCCGUCUGUUACCCGGCCUUGACCGGUGGUUUCAACAACUACCCAUCGUUUUUGAUCGACCCUGCUUUAGGGUUUGCUACUGCAUGGUUAUACUGUUUGCAGUGGUUGUGUGUGUUUCCGUUGGAGUUGGUUACUGCGGCCAUUACCAUAAGGUACUGGAAUACUACUGUUAACGCAGAUCUCUACGUUUCUGUGUUUUACGUUAUUGUUAUCGUUAUUAAUUUCUUUGGUGCCAGAGGGUAUGCGGAGGCCGAAUUUUUCUUCAACACUUGCAAGGUGUUGAUGAUUGCGGUAUUCUUCCUCGUUGGUAUUUUGAUUAACACUGGUGCUGUCGGCAACGACGGCUACAUUGGAGACCGUUACUGGCGUGAAGCUGGUGCCUUUGGUGGUGAAACUACUUUGCAACACUUCAAAGGUUUCGUUGCUACGCUAGUCAACGCUGCAUUCAGUUUGGGUUGUUCUGAGUUUGUCGCUUUAACCGCUGCCGAGCAAGCCAACCCAAGAAAGUCAAUUCCAUCUGCUGCCAAGAAAAUGCUUUACAAAGUGUUUGUUGUAUUUUUAGGUUCUGUGAUUUUAAUCGGUUUCUUGGUUCCUAUGAACCACGAGGACUUGUUGGGCAGUGACAAUACCAAGUCUGCUUCUCCAUUUGUCCUCGCUGUUUCCAUCCAUGGUAUUUCGAUUCUUCCUCAUAUUUUCAAUGCCGUCAUUCUUCUGGCAUUGUUGUCUGUUGGUAACUCUGCAUUCUACUCUUCCAGUCGUUUGCUUCUUUGUUUGUCAGACCAAGGUUACGCUCCUAAGAUUUUUAAGUACAUUGAUCGUGAAGGAAGACCUUUGAUGGCCAUGAUUGUGUCCAUCUUGAUGGGUUGUAUCUGCUUUGUUGCUGCUUCUCCACACAGAGAGACUGUGUUCAGUUGGCUAUUGGCAAUCUCUGGGUUGUCUCAAUUGUUCACUUGGUCUUCGAUUUGUGUUUCGCAUAUUAGAUUCAGAAGGGCAAUUAAAGUUCAAGGCAGGUCCUUGGGAGAAUUAGGCUACAGAGCCCAAACUGGUGUCGCAGGUUCCUAUUUUGCAGGGAUUAUCCUCAUACUGUCUAUCAUCGGCCAGUUUUGGACUUGUUUGUCACCAGUUGGCGGCCAUGGUGUCGACGUCGGUACGUUCUUCGAAGGUUACCUAGCCAUGCCUAUUUUCCUAAUGAUGUACUUUGGAUAUAAGCUGUGGAACAAAGAUUGGAGAUUAUUCAUCCGCAGUAAAGAUAUCGACCUCGUGUCUCAUAGAAAAGUAUUUGAUGAGGACGUCUUGAAGCAAGAAGAUGUUGAGUAUAGAGAAAAGUUAAAGAACUCUAGCAUGUGGUAUAGAAUAUCGGAGUUCUGGUGUUAA
Molecule: messenger RNA, 1791 nt
Organism: Eremothecium sinecaudum
Lineage: Eukaryota; Fungi; Ascomycota; Saccharomycetes; Saccharomycetales; Saccharomycetaceae
Product: amino acid permease
Exons: 1
Coding region: 1-1791 (596 amino acids)
Biological process (GO): amino acid transmembrane transport
Cellular component (GO): membrane
Molecular function (GO): amino acid transmembrane transporter activity
Source: RefSeq, a predicted model, not a curated record